AUGUCCGAAGUCGCUGAUCCCAGUCUGAAGAAGCGCAAGCUGCAGGAAGGUCCUGAGCUUGAAAUCGAUGUGUCUGCGCCAGAGCCACCCUCGAAGAAGGCUUUGCGUAAAGCAAAGAAGGGUAAGGGCGAUGCAGCUGAUGGUGAAGAGCCCAAGGCGAAGUCUGAGCCCAAGUCCGAAAAAGAAAGCACUCAGGACAAGCGGUCCGAAUACGGUGUUUGGAUUGGAAACCUGUCGUUCAAUGUGACCAAGGACGAUCUGCGCCGAUUCUUUACCAACGAUACCUCCAUUGAAGACGCUACUAUCACUCGCAUUCACCUUCCCAAGGGUCCCGAAAAGUUCGGGCGCUCUCAGAACAGAGGCUUCGCCUACGUCGACUUCACCGACAAGAAGGCUCUGCAAGAGGCAAUUGGCCUUAGCGAGCAGCUCAUGACCGGCCGCCGCGUACUUAUCAAGGAUGCAAAGAGCUAUGAGGGCCGCCCUGCUAAGUCCGAGAGCCAAGGAUCCGGCGCCGAGGCUUCCAAGUCUGGCCACCCUCCCUCCAAGCGUCUCUUCGUCGGCAACCUCAGUUUCGAUGUGACCAAAGAACUUCUCGAAGAAAACUUCUCUCGCUGCGGAACAGUCAACAACGUGCAUAUGGCGACGUUCCAGGAUACUGGGAAAUGCAAGGGAUAUGCGUGGGUGGAGUUCGAAGAGCUCGCUGCCGCGGAAGCAGCGGUGAGAGGAUUCACACUCAUUAAGGAGGAGGACGAGGAAUCAGACUCAUCUUCCGAAAGCGAGAGCGACGCAACCUCUGAGAAGAAGGCUAAGAAGACAAGGAAGCCCAGGAUGCGCAGGGUGUGGGUCAAUCAGCUCAUGGGCCGCCGCAUGAGAAUGGAGUUCGCAGAGGAUGCCUCUACACGAUACAAGAAGCGUUUUGGAAAGGACGCCGAGAAGAAGGAUGGUCCCGCAAUCACCGAAGUCGACGGCGAAUCACGAGAGAAGCCCCGACACCAGAAGAAGAGACGUCCUUCGAUCGACGAGUCUCGUUAUUCCAAGGAAACCGUGCAAAAGCUCAGCGGUGCUAUUGUCGAAGGCCAAGGUCAGAAGACUACAUUCGACUAA
Penicillium antarcticum is the source of this 1104-nucleotide messenger RNA. RefSeq names its product putative RNA binding protein Rnp24. Bases 1 to 1104 code for a protein of 367 amino acids. The transcript has a single exon. The record is from RefSeq and is a predicted model, not a curated record. Gene Ontology annotation, molecular function: RNA binding. NCBI's taxonomy places the organism in Eukaryota, Fungi, Ascomycota, Eurotiomycetes, Eurotiales, Aspergillaceae.